UUCCGGAGUCGGGGUCAGAAGGCCCAGGCUCCGAGCGGGAAGCGGGAGUUUUCCUCACGCUGUGGCGGCUCGCUCAGAGAUAGGGGCUCGGAGAGAGUGAGAAUGUUCAAAAAUGGCAUUGAAACAACUGAAUCAAAAUCUAUAAAGAGUAAAAAGCAAAUUGAAGUAAACAUCACUGUCGAGCAAAACAAAAAAUAUGAGGGAAAGUGCAAAUUUAAAAGCAAAAAAAAGAAAACUAAGAAGUCUGAAAUGGAACAGAUUCUGCUGGAAAUAAAUGAUGUUGAAGUCUGCAGGAAACAAAAAAUGAAGAAAAAGAAAAUAAAAUCUACAAGGUCAAGUAUUAGUGACGAGGAACAAGGUGCCAAGAUUGACAGAAACAUAGUAAAAGGUAAUUCACAAGAGAGUGAAAUUGAUGAGGCCUCGUAUCAUUUAAAAAAGAAAAAGAAAAAGAAAAAAAAAAUCAAAACAAAUGAACAUUCUGACCCUCAAAGUACAUGUGAGAAAGGAACAAGUAAUAUCAGUGAGAAUGACCAAAGCAGAGUUCAAGUUGAAAAUGACUGCAACAUUAAGAAAAAGAGAAAAAAAAUUUUUGAAAAUUCUGAUGUGGAAGAGGGACUCACUAAAAGUAAGAUGUCAAACAAUACAGCAGAUAAAUUAGACAACACAGCAGAAGUGUCUUGUGUUGUUGAAGCCAAAAGUGUGAAGAGGAAGAAGAAAAAGAAACGCUCUCAUUCUGAGGAUUUUGACACAUCUGAAAAUGAAAAAUCAACGAAGAAAAGGCAAAGAGAUAUUAAUGAUCAGCUUAAAGCUGGGAAUGACAGAUCCAAUCAAGAAGACAGAAAGAAACAAAAGAAUGAACAAAUUCUGGAUACACUAGAGACAAAAUGCACGAAAAAGAAAAAGAAACGAAAGCUACAUGCUGAGGAACCAGAAGGAGUGCACAAAGGAGGAACGGUUAAGAGAAGAAAAGAAGUGGAACAAAUAGAAAAUAACAUAGAAUAUAUCUCAAAAUCUCACAGAAAGAGAAAAAUAUCCACUGAAACUGAAGGAGAAGGAAUUGAGACCAAUCUGGACAAAACUAACAACAUUUGUAAAUUACAGCACUCCUCUGAGACUGCAAAAGGGAAAAAACAAGAAAUAACACUUAAUGUUCUUGAAGACUCUGUAAAAAUUAAAACAAAAACUAAAAGGAAGAAGAAAGAUGUCUCAUCUGUGAUGCAGAUAAAAGAGGAAUUAUGCGACAAUGAUGAUUUACAGAUUAUGUCUGAAAAGAAAGGAAAUGUGUUUGAAGUGACGAUAGACAAGGCUAGGCGACAAGCUUUGCAAGAAGAGAUUGACAAAUUAUCUGGCAAAACUGGCACUUCAGAAACUAAAGCUUCUCCAGAAAUCAAACCAAGAUGUACUGGCACACAAUGGGACACAGCCACUUUUGAAAGUACAGAGCAGAAAAACAAGUUUUUGAGACUAAUGGGUGGGUUUAAGACGUCAAAUCAGCCUCCAUCAUCUGUAAGUAGCUCCGGAAAGCAAAAUGUGGCACUUAAUAAGGAAGAGGAAGAAAACUUGAAUAGGACUCUGCAGAAGGAAUUCGACAAAGCAUUGAACCUUCGGCAGCAUCAAGGAAUUGGCCUCGGGUUCCAGCCUUUUUCAAAUCCAGCUAACAAAAUCUUUUUUAUAGACAAGAAUGCCUCAAAAUCAACAAAGUUCAAUUUCAAUUAGACAAAAAUGAACCAAUAUUGGUACGGGAUUUACUUCAGGUAAUGCGAUGCUGUACACAGUGUCCUGCAUUCCCUUUGUGUUUUGGAGUUACAUGGUUCCUUAAAUGGAGCUGAAUGAAACCUGCAGAGUUCAGCAGUCUGCUUCGUCCUGAUCCAAAUCUGUCAGAUUGUGAUUCUUAUCUGAAUCAGCAAUUAUUUCCAAAGUCAAUAAAGCAGCAAGAAUCCAGGCUCAGUGACAUUUUCUGUCAGUUUAGUAUUGGAUUUCGUGUUGAACAAAGAGCUGGACCUGUCCUGACUGACUGGACCAAUUGCAGCUUGGCGCAGAUUUAUGUAUAUUUUUCCUGUGACUUUAUUUUACCUUUGUUUCUGAUCAGUUAGAACUGUUCUGUGCAUUCUCCUUAAAUUAACAAUAUUUUUAGGACAAUAAAUGCAAAACUUUAAAA
Hemiscyllium ocellatum (epaulette shark) is the source of this 2158-nucleotide messenger RNA. RefSeq names its product lysine-rich nucleolar protein 1-like. Lineage: Eukaryota; Metazoa; Chordata; Chondrichthyes; Orectolobiformes; Hemiscylliidae. The transcript has 5 exons. The coding region runs from base 103 to 1716 and encodes 537 amino acids. The record is from RefSeq and is a predicted model, not a curated record.